This is a messenger RNA of Aspergillus versicolor CBS 583.65, 1012 nucleotides long. RefSeq lists its product as uncharacterized. Lineage: Eukaryota; Fungi; Ascomycota; Eurotiomycetes; Eurotiales; Aspergillaceae. The transcript has 2 exons. The coding region runs from base 60 to 773 and encodes 237 amino acids. The record is from RefSeq and is a predicted model, not a curated record.
GAGAGUCUGCGGGCGCUUGAAUCGUCUACAUUUCAUAUCCUCCUCAGACAGUAUUCAUAAUGCGCUUCUUUAUAACUCUUAGCAGUUUCCUCCUCCUUAGUUCUGCAACUGCACAGAGCCCUACCAGCUGCUCUGCGACUCCUAAUGAUGCCGCCGUUGUUGAAUUUGGCUGGGCGCUGAGCUCCUAUCUGGACCAAUUCUAUUCCCAGAAACCAUUGAACAACUCUUUCCUAGACAGUGCUACUAACAGUGCGACCGCCGAAUACGUCUUCAACUUCCAAGGCAUCCAGCGAAGGAACCUCCUCGCUGUGCGCGCCGCGCAGAUCCUCGCCUCCCGCAUCCCCAACGUCCACAGCCCUGGGUGCAACUUCACCUUCCCGCCGUCCCCGGACGGCCAGACUUUCGUUCAGAACGCCCUCACAGUCGAGCGAGCCGCCUCAGGCGCCUUUGUCGGGCUAGCAGCAUACACCAGGUCGCCGGAAGUCUCGUUCCUAAUGUCAAGACUGGCCUCUGAGCGUGCAGCCCAUGCCUAUUAUCUUGCUGCGCAGCAGAUGCCCCUUGAUUUCCUGGCAAACAGCACGUCCCUAAUCCAGGCUUACUCUCCACAGCACGUGCUGAGGUCGGGUAACCAGCCUGGGAAUCUCGGGCAGUUUCUCCAUGGUUGUCUCAGGGCGCCGCCGUCGCCUUGUGGCCUUCCGCUUGGGAUUGGGCCGUUGGGGGGUAGCUUUGGACCGACUUCAGCGUCGAUCACGACAAGGCCUACUAUGUGCUGAAUCAGGCUGUUUUGGCGUAUUAUUGUGGUGGCAUCGUCUAGGAAGUGUGAAUUAUACCAACCCAUCGAGUGAUUCCUAUAAGACCAGCUGAAGGCGCAGUGGAGACAAUAGCUGCCUCCCCGCAUUUCGCGCUUAUUCGGUGCCUCUGAUCAGAGAUGAUAGUAUCCAUAUCCCCAGCUAAUGGGAAGGAGGAUAUUUCAUAUAUGUGCGGACAUAUAGUGCAGAGACCUAUGCCCGUC